Cutaneotrichosporon cavernicola is the source of this 2556-nucleotide messenger RNA. RefSeq lists its product as uncharacterized. The record is from RefSeq and is a predicted model, not a curated record. Gene Ontology annotation, cellular component: protein phosphatase type 1 complex. Gene Ontology annotation, biological process: regulation of glycogen biosynthetic process. Bases 1 to 2556 code for a protein of 851 amino acids. Gene Ontology annotation, molecular function: protein phosphatase 1 binding; glycogen binding. Lineage: Eukaryota; Fungi; Basidiomycota; Tremellomycetes; Trichosporonales; Trichosporonaceae. The transcript is spliced from 4 exons.
AUGGCAUUUUGGCUUGACCGACCACAAACUUCAUUGCAUUCGCUUGACUGCCUUUGCAUUGUCCACACUACCAUGCCAUACGCCGAACCAACCUCCCCAACCUCACCACUGUCACCACUAGUAGGAGCGCGCCCAAACCACGCAAGACGGCACUCCCGCAACAACUCGCUCGACUUUCGGCCCACCACCACUCCCAUGACUGGCCUCCCUCGCCGCUCAAACUCGUCGGCAAACUCGUCGACGACAACGACAACGCACGCUACCCGCAAAGGCACAUUGUCCAACGCACCUCGAACAGCAACCAACUCGAUUAGCCUUGAAACUCUUGAGGCCAUGAGCGCUGUCGAGUCACUGCGGUCGCCGCCAAUUAAGGGCCCAGACUACGGCAGUCUCGGACUCAGGCUCCACAGCCGCAACGCAUCUGAAGUCUCGAACACUCGCCCAACCCCACCAACAUCACCUGUCACCUACUCGACAACGUCGCUGCUGCAGCGUCAGAAGCGCCUGUCCAUUACCUCACUUCCUUCGCCGACCGAACCACUUGAACCACCAAGCCCUGCCGAGCACAGGCGCAUGUCGGACCGAAUGGUACGCAAGAAGUCGGGCGAGAUGGUCAAGCCGGCGCUCAAGAACCGUUCGAUGUCUACGCCGGACUUCAGCCGGGGUGAGUCCCAAGACUUAUCGGGCAAAUCCCAGUCGUCGCACAACUUGUGGGAGCGGACAAAGAGUGUGCGGUUUGACGACGGUGAACUGGAGUCGGUUGUCCUCUUCCUUCGUAGCCAGCGUCCCAACGCCGUCGCCAAGGCAGUUGACGGAGGGUAUAGCCCUGUCGAUGGGGAUGACGAACACGAGAAGGACCUGUCCGACUAUGUCCACUUCCGCACUCGCCGCAGUGGUGGCGCGCGUGGGUCCAACGGCGGGGACCAGACCGAUUUCCAGAUCGACACUUGCAGCGCUGUGCCGCGCGUGCGCCUCGAUUUUGGCCCGGGCACGCAAGGCAUUCUCAAGGACGAGUACGUUGUGCUUGAGCGCAUCGAGAUGUGUCAGCCAUUAGGGCUGCGAGGGUCGGUGCUCGUUCGCAACAUCGCCUUUGAGAAGUGGGUGGGCGUGCGCUUCACCCUGGACGGGUGGCAGACGAUCUCGGAGGUUUCGGCCUCACACGCAUCUAACAUCCCUCCUGGCACCACGGGCGACGAGGGCUGGGACCGCUUCUGCUUCAACAUCAAGCUAGAGGACUAUCGACGCAAGCUCGAGGACCGCGAGUUUCAUCUGUGUGUGCGUUACAACUCCAACGGCGGCGAGUGGUGGGACUCGAACGGUGGCCAGAAUUACCGCAUCACGUUCAAGCACCAGGUCGCUCUGCGCCAACGUCCCACAUCGCAGUUCUGGAGUGGCAGCCUCACCCACGGGGCCACGACAGUCGCCACUACCACGCUACCCCGCCGCCGUCAGCCUGGACACCGCCAUUGGACGUUCCCACAGUCGGAAAUGCCUAUCGCGCGCCCCGAUUCGCCUGCGCUUUCGCCGCCUCCUCAGGGCGCAUUCCGCCCACCAUCUGCGCCUGAUGUGCACUCUUACCUGCGCCUCAAGAAGUACUGUGCCCCCUCGCCACCCCAGUCGCCGCCCACGAAGCUUCCACCUGCAGCAGGGCUUGAGCCCAUUCUUCUGUCGCUGGCCCCUGAACACGCACGUGCGGCGCCUCCCCCACCGAUGACGCUUGUGCACGGUCGGCCCGCAACAACGUGGAUUCCCACGGGCCUCGCUGCCAACGACGAGGAUGUGUUUGCGACGUCGGAGUCGUCGUCCGAAGCCGGCGACCUCGGCGACAUUACGCCCACUGUCGCGCGCGCACGCUCGCCCGAGACCCAGCCCAUCCUCGAAGGUUCGCCAUUCGUCGCGAGCCCAGUCACGAGUCCCGUAACCGCAAGAACCGCAAGAGCUGCAAGACCCCAGGACAAGGGCGGCGCCAAGAUACAACGCAACACGUCUGUGUCUGGCGACCUCCAAUCUAUGGCAAGUGUAGACUCGAGCGUCGGUCUCAUGACACCUCCGAGCAGCAAUCUCUCGUCUCCGCCUCUCCACACGACACUCCUCCCUCCUGAAUCCCCCACUACCUCAAUGUCGACGGGCGACUCGUCGCCUGUAAACACGCUCAUCUCGACGACACCCGACGAGGUCGACGGACGCGACCACGACGGCCGCACACUCAACGCUGCGUCGUACCAGGAGUUCAUUGACAAGUUUUGCUUCUUCAAGUCGCCUCCUAGUGCGUCGAGGACGCUCGAGGACGAGUACGGCGGGUCGUACUUCCCUCCCAUCACCGGGAGCAGCUACUACAACAGCUUUUCUAUGGGCAGCACUACUCCACCAGGAGCGAUGACGCCGACGUUUGACACGUUCAACAUGGCGCGGGCCACGACGCCGACGAACGCGAGCAUCACUUCUGCCUCAGGCUCAACCCCCCGCGAGUCUCCUUCGCGCUCGCCCACGGCAGCAACCUAUCCCCUCCCAUGGACUCCUGGCGAGGAGUCUGCGCCGAGCGUGGCUGCGGCGUAA